AUGAAACCUCUCUUUACCCGGAGAUCGUUACUCGUGGCCCAUUCAUUGAAGAAUGGGUUCCUUCCGCGGUCCCAAACAUGGAGAAGUAUGCUUAUUCCGGCCAAAAAUUGGACAGGAACAAGAUCAUUCACACAAUCUCAAAUCAUCCGCAACUCCCAUAAAACUCCAGACUCAAAUAAAGAACUGGGAAAUAAGGACUCAGACGAUAAAGAGAAGAACAAGCAAACAAAGAAGAAAACACCUGCUGAAGAGGAAGCACAAAGACAAAAGGAAAUGGAGGAUAAGUUCCGCAAAGAUAUAGAGGAACAAAUCAAGAAGCGAUUCCAGGGAAACGCCCCUAACAUCAAAAUGAUCAAUGUCGAUGGGCAGCAGAUUGCCAAGGGAGCACUUGUGAUCUCCACUGUGGUCUUGCUUCUUACGUUUUUCUUGGUAUCGAAUCAGCAGAAAGAUGAGCUUUCAUUCCAAGAUUUCCAAACAAGGUAUUUAGAGAAAGGCUUGGUUCAGAAGCUCAACGUGGUGAACCGCUUUGCCGUGGAAGCUGAAUUGAUUCCUGGUGCGUUCUCGGAUGAGACUGUUAGAGGCCCCAACGGUACUCCAAUUGUGACAUUUACCAUUGGUUCUAUUGAAGUCUUUGAGGAGACCAUGAAAGAGAUACAAGACAAGUUGAGCAUUCCAACAGAAGAGAGAUUGCCCAUUCUGUAUGUUGAGCGUGGUUCCUUGUGGAAUCUCAUUCUUCCUGUGCUCCCCACUGUCCUUCUUAUCGGAGGUUUGUACUACAUAACUGCUAAGCGUAUGGGUCUGAUGGGCGCCAAUGGUGGCCCCGGCGGUAUCUUCAAAAUAGGCAAGUCCAAUGCUAAACUUUUCAACCAGGAAACUGACGUCAAGAUCAAAUUCAAGGACGUCGCAGGUUGUGAAGAGUCGAAAGAAGAGAUUAUGGAAUUCGUCAAAUUCUUGCAAAAUCCACAAAAGUAUGAGAAAUUGGGUGCCAAAAUCCCACGAGGUGCUAUCUUGUCUGGUUCCCCAGGUACCGGUAAAACGCUCUUGGCUAAAGCAACUGCUGGUGAAGCGGGUGUCCCAUUCUUAUCCGUCUCUGGUUCAGAGUUUGUGGAGAUGUACGUCGGUGUCGGUGCUUCCCGUGUUCGUGAUUUAUUCAAAACAGCUCGUGAAAUGGCCCCAGCUAUUAUCUUCGUUGAUGAAAUAGAUGCUAUUGGAAGAGAAAGAGGAAACGGCAAAAUGGGCGGAAACGAUGAGAGGGAAAACACUUUGAAUCAAUUGUUAGUUGAAAUGGAUGGAUUUGAAGCUUCCGAUCAUGUCGUUGUUUUGGCUGGUACAAACCGUGUCGAUAUCUUGGACAAAGCAUUGUUGAGACCUGGUAGAUUUGACAGACACAUUACCAUUGAUACUCCAGAUGGUGAAGGAAGAAAGGCCAUUUUCAAGGUACAUUUGAGUAAGAUUACUCUCAAGGCUGUGGAGGAUAUCAAAGCAAGUAACAAAGGAACUGAGUUCAGCAAGUACAAACUGGAAGUUGACGAUGCCAUUGAGUUCUUAGCUGGCCGCCUUAGUGCCUUGACUCCCGGUUUUGCUGGUGCAGAUAUUGCUAACUGCUGUAAUGAGGGUGCUUUGAUUGCUGCUAGAGACGACGCAAAUAGCGUUGACAUGCAUCACUUCGAGCAGGCAAUUGAAAGAGUGAUUGCAGGUCUCGAGAAAAAGUCUCGUAUCCUCAGUCCACAGGAGAAGAAGACAGUCGCAUAUCACGAAGCAGGUCACGCUAUUUGUGGCUGGUUCUUACAGUACGCCGACCCAUUAGUCAAGGUCUCGAUCAUUCCUAGAGGUCAAGGCGCCCUUGGCUAUGCUCAAUUUUUGCCAAAAGAGCAGUACUUGACUUCAGAUGUACAGUUCAUGCACAAAAUUAUCAUGGCUCUUGGAGGCCGUGUCAGUGAAGAGUUGCACUUCCCCACUGUCACCUCUGGUGCGUCUGAUGAUUUCAAGAAGGUCACUGGCAUGGCAAGACACAUGGUCGUAAAACUUGGAAUGUCAAAGAGAAUCGGAAACAUUACAUUUGAUGAAGAAGAUGGCUCCGAGGGCUUCAAAGUGCACAACACCUACUCUGAGAGCACCGCUCUUGCCAUCGAUGAAGAAGUGAAACGAAUCAUCGAUGAAGCCUAUGCUCAAUGUAAAGAACUUUUGACCGAGAAAUUGGAAUUGGUUGAUAAGGUCGCCGAAGAGGUUUAUGCCAAGGAGGUAUUGACCAGAGAAGAUAUGAUCAGAUUGGUCGGCCCAAGACCAUUCCCAGAUCAAAAUGAGGCAUUUGAUAAAUACUUGAAGGGACAGGAUGCCUUCAAGAAAUUACCAAAACAGGUUGACGAAGCUGAUAAGAAGGGCAAUUCUGACACCAUGGAAUAA
Australozyma saopauloensis is the source of this 2403-nucleotide messenger RNA. RefSeq names its product AAA family ATPase (gene AFG3). The record is from RefSeq and is a predicted model, not a curated record. The transcript has a single exon. NCBI's taxonomy places the organism in Eukaryota, Fungi, Ascomycota, Pichiomycetes, Serinales, Metschnikowiaceae. Gene Ontology annotation, cellular component: membrane; m-AAA complex. Gene Ontology annotation, biological process: mitochondrial protein processing. Gene Ontology annotation, molecular function: ATP-dependent peptidase activity; metalloendopeptidase activity; zinc ion binding. Bases 1 to 2403 code for a protein of 800 amino acids.